AUGAACAGCGGAUACCACGGCGUUGGGAGUGGCGGUGGCGGCAGCGGCGGCGAGCACGGUUCGCCCGGGGAUAGCCCGAGAGCUCGGGCCGCCGUCGAGCACGGCCAGCAGUCGCUGGACAGCCCCGGGGGCAACUCGCUUAUCACCUUCGGGAGUAGCCCCUCCACGACCGACGACGAGGUUACCGACUUUCUCCUGGAGUCUAGUGACGGGGUGUCGUUCCAUCCGGAGAACGAUGGGGGCGGCGGGGGGAGCGGCGGUGGCGGCGGCGGAAGAGCCGAAAACACCGGCAACCGCAGCAGCAGCCCCGGCGGAAGCAAGAUCGGUGCCCUCAGCAAGCGCGAGAUCGAAGAUUUCUUCCGGGACACCUCGUCCUCGUCCUCGUCCUCCUCCUCCUCCUCCUUUUCCUCCCCUUGUUCCUCUUCUUCGAGCUCUGUCCCGCGCGAGCUAGACGAUGAUGGAAGGAGUUGUAGUGUGGGGGAGGCGAUACCAGGGACGGCGACAGCGGGGGGAUUGGAUAGCGGUGACGGGGGCCCCGUGGUUGGGAAGGGUGAGGUGACCCCGGGCAAGAAAAGACACCAUCGCCACGACGGUGACAAGGGCGGUGGAGGCAGCCGCCGCCGCCGCCACCACCACCACCACCACCACCAGAGGGAGCGGUUGCCUCCACUGCCGCCUCACAUGCGAUCAUUGCCAAAGAAGGAUCAAAGGUACAUGCAGGCCAACCUCGCCCUGCGGAAGGGGCUCGGGGCGGUGGUGGGCCUCAACUUCGACACGCUCACGGCGGAGCUCCAGCUCAAGAUGAUGAAGCCCAUGACCAUCACGAGAUACACGAAGAGCGUAAGGGUGGCGACCACGGUUGCCGCGUCGACCGUGGUAGACGUGGCCAGCAUCGACAUCGACGACAUGAGCGUGUGGGAGCCGUUCCGCAUGUUCGUGCUCAUGAAAGAGAUUCCACUUCUGGCGAACCUACCGAUGCUCUCCCUGCACGCCCUACAGCAGACGCUGCGGCACCAGACCUUUUCCGCGGGAGAUUACAUCGUUCGGCAAGGCGAGGACGGAGAUGUCUUCUACAUGAUCGUGAAGGGCACGGUGGACGUGUUGGAGACGUCCAUGGACCCCGAGACCGACAUGGAGCGGACGAAACUCCUCGUACAAAUGUUCGAGGGACACUACUUCGGAGAACUGGCCCUCAUCUACGGAGAACCGCGGAACGCCAGCGUUAGGGCUACGGAGGAGGUGCGGUGUGUAUGCAUCACCAAGGAAGACUUCCGGUCUUGCAUGAACGAGAAACGGUUCCAGGAGGUGUUGGAGGAGGUGGCCUACCAGCGGGCCUUCUACCGUGAGCAGCGAGCUCAGCAGCUGGAGGAGGAGCAGGAAAAGCAGCAGCGGGGCCGCGGGAAACAGCCGAGGCGCCUGAUCCGGUCCCGAUCUAGCGUAAGUCCGUCCAGCCGCAGCCCCGGCGGCGAAGACGGCGGUGGUCGUCGCGGGGGCCGCCCCGCCGAUAGCGGGACGGGGAGGCCCGGAGGCAGGGGGAGAUGGACGGCGGCAGAGGUAAGGGGGGCCUCGCCGACCAGGAGCUUGACGCCCCCUUGCGGCCAGUCCGCGAGCUCGUCGUCGCACUCGCUUCGAAGGUCGAGCUUCCGCGAGACCGUCAAGGUGGUGAAGCGCAAGCUCAACAACGGAACCAUCAUCAUCAACAAGUACCGCAUCAUCUGCGAGCUCGGGAAAGGCUCGUACGGGUCGGUACACCUUUGCCGGGACGGGGAAACCGGCAUGGAGUACGCGAUGAAGGUCAUGGACAAGCGGAAGCGCGGCGGCAUACGGUCGAGGCAGGGGCAGGGCGGCCACCAGCACCUGGCCGAGACACUGAGGCGCGAGGUGGCGGUGAUGAAGAAGCUGAGGCACCCGAACAUCGUGACCCUGUGGGAAGUGAUCGAUGACCCCAAGGCGCAGCAGCUCUACAUGAUCCAGGAGUAUGUCGCGGAUGGCCCGCUUCUCCCCGAGGGCGUCGUGGUUUCGCCCAUGGACACAGAGGAGGCUCGAGACAAGUUCCUCGGCUGCAUCCGUGGCCUCCACCACCUCCACCAGCACGGAGUGGUGCACGGCGACAUCAAGCCCCAAAACCUGCUCGUGGCCAAGGACGGGACUGUCAAGAUCGCCGACUUCGGCGCCGCCGUCAUGCUGCAGAGCCAGGCAAGUGCGGGGAACAACAACAGCUCCGGGGAGACGGAGGACGAGGAAGUUUCCAAGAUGAAGGGGAAAUUGAUUUCGACGCCGGCCUUCACGCCGCCCGAGCUGUUCGGGGCAUCAACGACGGUCAGCCCGGCCUGCGAUGUGUGGGCGAUGGGCGUGACCCUCUACCAGAUGGUCUACGGCACCUUGCCCUUCUGGCCCCCCUCGGGCAAUCAUUCCGAGCUCGAGAUCAUGGUCACCCACAGGGAGCUCUCCUUCCCUUCCCCCUCGUCCUCCUCUCCCUCUUCGGUGGCUGCCCUAGAGGGCGCGGGGGGCAUCGGCAUCAGGGUCAGGGGUGGCGCGGCCGGCGCGGGCGUGGGGUAUGGGGGAGCCGGUGGUAGCGGCGGUGGUUUGGUGGCAGCGGCGGCCGCGGCGGUAGCGGACGAGCCAGACUUGAAGAACGGGACGAGGACGCUGUCGUCCGGGGUCUUGACCAACCUCGAGGCUUACGACCCCAUGGUCGGCUACUUGCGGCUGGAAAAAGACCCGGAGCAUCCAAAAAACCUCAAGGCCGCGAUCAGUCACCCCUGGGUUACGGUUGAGGGGUCCAUUCCCCCGGAAGGCCUGGAGGCCUUAAAAGAACCCGGCGGCAAAGACGGCGAACUUCAGGUUACCGAUGGCGAGCUUCUGGAUGCGUGGACGAUAUUUCCGGCGACUCCUACUCCUCGGGGACGGGAUGUCUCGUACUCCCCACGUUCCCCGUCGCCUUCGUGGAGGGGGUCCCGAUGGGCGCAUCGCGCACCCCCCCGGAGGACGGGAGAGUUUUUUCCGUCGCAGGAGAGAUACGUCGACGGCGGCUGGCGCUGUGGCAGCCCGGGGUCCCAGGCCCCUUCGGUCCCGUCACCGGCCGCCGCCACCCCCGCGGGCACGUUGAACCACCUCGUGACGCCCACUGCGACCGGGAACAUCACCCAGUUCGGCUGGCCCAGAGGCGUCCGGCGGAAGAGCUACAGCGGCGGCGGCGGCGGCGGCUGCAGCUACGGCGACGGGAACGGCAGUAAGCCGAACGCAACCGCCGCUGGAGGAACCCCAAUGCGCGCGUCGGCGGGUGGAGGUAACUUCGACGAAGUCGAGUCAGGGAACAACGGCUUUAAUAUUUCUCGCGGCGGCGGCGGCAGCAGCGGCGGCGGCGGCGGCGGCGGGAGGCGAUCGAGGUGGGGUGCUCCGGGCCCUUUCCUGGGCGGUUGGACACGCACGGCGUCGCCGGCUCCGCAGCGCCAGCAGCAGCGCCACGAUAGCCUACCCUCUAACCUCCACAUCGACGUCGACCACAUCAACCACGGCGGUGGAUCACGGAGCAAUCACGGGUCUCGAAGGCCGAGCGGCGAUAGGACGGAGGGUGGGGAGUGUCCGGCACGCGCGGGAGGAGCGGAGGGGGGAACUGUUUCCUCGUGCGAUCUGCAGCCGGCUCCGGGCAUUGCUACAAGCGACGGUGGGUUCUUCUGCGGCCCCGGCGGCGUCAUGUUUCCCCUCAGCAAGCAGCUGUCGACGGGAAGCACGACGGGCGGUAGUCCUAGCCCUAGGCCCAGCAGUUACUUCGAUCACUCCACGACUACUCUGUCGUCUGGUUUGGGGUCGGCUGCCGCAGCGGAUGCGCAUUUUGCAGCUUGGGACCCUCAUGGCGACGGCGACGCGGGCAGGAUCUUCCACCAGAACCGCACAAGAAGCCCCCGGCAGCAGCGGCAGCAGCUGCAGCAGCAGCUUCGCAAUUUGCACCAGAAGGGGCACAACAGGCGGCGGCCGGGCCUUCGGCAGAAGGAAGUGAGGAGCUUCGUCUCGCGACUUGGGGAACGGCACCAUCGUCAGCUGGGGCGGUGCAUGACCUACCCGCUGGUGCACGGAGAAGAGGUGGAGAUUCAGGAGGGCUCGCUAGAGGCACUGUCGGUGCGGUCACCAGAGGUGCCAUCUUCUAAGCUUGCCCGAGACUCACAAGCAGAGACGAACGUAAAGGCACCGCUGUGCACUACGACGGCCGCCUCGUCGACCUUCAGCCUUCUUCGUCCGGCGCGAACCAGCACGCUGCCGUUUUCUCCGGCCCCACGCGAGCCCCACGCGCACCACCGUGGCCGCCGCCGUUCCUCAAAGACCACCCCGUCUCCUCUGAGCACCCUCGGCGCUAGCUCUUCCUGGUCUCGGGUAGACGCCUCGUCAUCGGAUCACACGACGGUGACACAAGAAGACGGGGGUAUCAUCGUCGAUUCCCCGAAAAUAACGCCUCCAUCACCGGCCGCGUUGGCGGCGAGUGGUACCGCUAGUAGGGAGAAGGGGGAGGAGGGCGGGGCUGGGGGGGGCGGAGGAAGCGCUGUUUGCGAGCGUUGUUUGGAUGCUCGCGAUGCGCCGCCGCUGCCGCCGCCGUCGCCGUCGUGUGGGUUUCGCGGGUCUUUCCUCAGCGAGGAGGGCGGGGACGGGGAUGAAGAAGGAGCGACGGUGGCGGUGGGAAUGAUGCUGCCAGAGAAAGCGUGGAGAGUGAAGAAAGAGGAGGGUGAAGGGGUGGCAACUGGCAAGAUUGAGGAGGAGGAGGACGAGGACGGGGACGAGGUUGUGCCUAGCAGGGCGGAUCACGACCACUUUGUGCAGUCCUUCCUUAUGAGCAGGUUUGUCGGACAAAGGGGAGGAAUACGGCGCAUCAGCGACGCCGGCCUGCGGCACGCGGGCCUCGAUGCCGCUUCGUGGCUCCGGCGGCGGCCGCGGCGAUCGAGCACUGGCGGAAUCGGGGGCUCGUUUGCCGUCAGGGGCAGCCUGUGCGUCCAGGAUUCGAGCGAGAGCGAGCUUAACGCGUACGACGAUGAAGAGCAGGAGUUCUGCGAGGACUGGCAAGGCGCGGUGUCGGUGGACCCGGACGCAAUCGAGCUAACGCUCCCCCCGCGGACCGCAUCGAGCAUUACCGAAGGCCUGAGCUUCGUCGGGUUUGAGCCGCUUGAACUGGAGGAUGUCCCGCAGGAAGCCGUGCAGGCUAGGACGUGGGGCGAUCAGGCAAACCUUACCGUGGGCGUCCGCUACGGCCACUCGGCGGAAAUCGGCAGCCGGCGGGUAAUGGAAGACCGGACGGUGGCCGUGGCCGAUAUCUUCAAAGCCGACGCUACGCCGUCCUUCCGGAGCCGCUCCGAGGGAUACUUCCCAAGCUCGACCAUCCUUUCUCGCAACAGCUCCUCUCCUGGCAGCGGCGGCCAAGACGACGCGGCCCGGAGGCGUUUUUUCCCGGCCGGGGCGGUCGCUCAGGCUACCCCUGGCGCCGUCGCCACCGUCGCCGUUGGUGACCCCGCUGCUGCUAGCACCGGGGUAGUGGUGCCGGCGGACACUGACACGGGCGGGCUCGCCGCGACGAAGGAGGAGAAAGAAACUACAGAGGGGAGGGGAGGGGCGAGCGGACAAGAGCAGAAGCAGAGGUCUCCGCCGAUGUCGCCGUCGCCGUCGACCCCGCUGUGCGCGGCGUUCUUUGGGGUGUACGACGGCCACGACGGGGAUGUCGUCGCGGAGGCCCUGCAGAAGGGGCUGCACAAGCUCAUCGCCAAGCAGAAGUGCUUCACGGACAGCAUCUCCGCCGCCAUCGAGCACGGGUGCUACGAGAUGGACACCGCGUGUCUCGACGCUCAGUUCCGGGUGCUGGGGCGCGACAGGUCUAGGUCGCCCUCGCCCUCGCCCUCGCCCUCGCCCUCGCGAUCACGAUCGCCGUCCCGGUCGACGGGAGGAGAAACGCUCUCGGCGGGAAGGGAGCGUGGCAGGGGCGACGACGGCGGCGGCGGCGGCGGCGGCGGCGGCGGCAGCCAUGAUGCCGUCGGUUCGGGGGCACCAGCGGCGGCAUCAGCGCGGGCACCGGCAGCAGCAGCAGCAGCGGCAUCAUCGCCUCGUGGUGGUGGUGGUGGUGGAUGUGGUGCGUGCGGCUCCAUGUCGGAGAACCAGGGCGGUGAGGGCGGUGACGAGGUCGAAGACUGCGGUGGUGGCGUCGGGAAGCCACUGGCGCCGCGUCGGCGGCCCCGGGAGGCCAGCAGCGCCAGCGACGUCCGGAGCAGGCUGAGCGGGACCUCUCCCGGCAUGACCGGCGGCGCCACGGCGGUGGUCGCGGUCGCCACGAAAGUCGGAAAGCAAACCGUGAUCUACGUGGGCAACGUCGGCGACUGCCGAGCGGUCUUGUGCCGAAGGGGCGUGGCUAUCGACCUGACCUCCGACCACCGCCCUUCGAGAGACGACGAGAGGGCGAGGGUUAAGGAAGCGGGCGGGUACAUCUCCCGUGACCGGCUCAACGGUAUCCUAGGAGUGACCCGCGCGUUCGGGGACAUCGCGUUCAAGGAGUACCCACCGCCCCCUCCGGACGGCGACAUGUGGCGAGGGCAGCAGCUGAUUUCGAAACCAGAAACGAGAUCGUUCUUGAUUUUGGCGUGGGACGGCGUGUGGGAUCUCGUCUCGAGCCAGCAAGUGGUCUCGUACGUGCACCGGAGGCUGCUCAAACACCGGGACGUGCAGCGAGCUAGCCGCGAGCUGUGCAAGACGCUGGGAAAGAUGUCGGGCUCGGACAACUGCAGCUGCGUCAUCGUGUGCCUCAACCAGGUGAGCGUCACACCGACGGCCUACUCGCCGGGCCCGGUCUGCCGCCGCCGCCACCACCACCGCCAGUCGGCCAGCCUGUCCGACGCGCACAACGACCUGGCCGCCUCCGAGCGGGGCUUCUCGUGGUCUGCGGCGGGAUCGUCGUCGGUGUCUCCGGCCAAGCGGCCGUCCUUUGUUUGA
Messenger RNA from Ectocarpus siliculosus, 6960 nucleotides. NCBI's taxonomy places the organism in Eukaryota, Phaeophyceae, Ectocarpales, Ectocarpaceae. The record is from the annotation of a GenBank genome assembly.